Molecule: messenger RNA, 639 nt
Organism: Staurois parvus
Lineage: Eukaryota; Metazoa; Chordata; Amphibia; Anura; Ranidae
Source: the annotation of a GenBank genome assembly
AUGGUCUGCCGUUGUUUACCUUCUGCUGCUCUCCAUACAAUACAGGGACAGGCUCUCCUUCGCUGGCAUGAAAAUAAUCAAUACUGCAGCAAAUCAGGAGAACCCACCCAGAAAAAUGUGUCUGGCAGUAAGAGAGUGUGCAGUUCUAAUGGAAUGAUCUAUUACCCGCAGAUGUCUCCAGUAGUCAUCACCCUAGUGUCUUGUGGAAACCGUUGCUUACUUGCUCACCAGGAGACCUUCCCACCUGGCAUGUACACAGCUCUGGCAGGCUUCUGUGAAAUUGGUGAGACACUGGAGGAAGCUGUUCAGAGAGAGGUAGCAGAAGAAGUUGGGUUAGAAGUUGACUCUCUUCGAUAUUCUGGAUCUCAGCACUGGCCUUUCCCUAACAGUUCCCUGAUGGUAGCAUGUCAGGCUACAGUGAAAAAUGACAAGGUACAGCUUAAUAUCAACAGAGCCGAGUUGAAAGAUGCCAGGUGGUUCAGCUUGGAUGAAGUGAUUGAAGCCCUGCAAGUGAAAAUGAUGCCUCCAAAAAUGGCAGAUGGCACCUUGCCAGUAUGGGUACCACCGAGGUUUGCCAUUGCUCAUCAUCUAAUCCAGGAGUGGGUACAAGAACGGAAGACACAGCUGAAAUUAAAGUAA